Molecule: messenger RNA, 4299 nt
Organism: Salmo salar (Atlantic salmon)
Lineage: Eukaryota; Metazoa; Chordata; Actinopteri; Salmoniformes; Salmonidae
Product: ATPase family gene 2 protein homolog B
Biological process (GO): mitotic spindle disassembly; retrograde protein transport, ER to cytosol; autophagosome maturation
Cellular component (GO): VCP-NPL4-UFD1 AAA ATPase complex; nucleus; cytosol
Molecular function (GO): ATP hydrolysis activity; polyubiquitin modification-dependent protein binding; ATP binding
Source: RefSeq, a predicted model, not a curated record
UAAGGACUUUCCGUAAUUAAAAUCACUACAUGUUUUUUUCACAAGCUAUAUCGCCAUCAAUAAUGUAAUGUUGCACAGAAGUUGUUUGCAUAUUGUUGUACACAAGAUGACGCCAGUGAGACAUGUUUUGAAUGAUAGUUUUAUGUAGCUGGGCGACUGUGAUAAAACUGGGGUUUUAAAGAGGCGGAAACUUACGGGCAUCUGCUUCCAAGAUGUUUCAUCACUUCAAAGUUAUUUAUCAACAACUCUCGAGCAAAUAUUUUAGUCUUACCAUUCUAAACAAACUACAAUGUAAAAGAAUAUCUUAAUUAUAAUCCCUUACCAGCUAACCCCCACAUCGUUCGAGAGAAUGCUUAUUGUUGGCCAUCUCAUUUUCGACACACAUGGCUGCUGUAAACAUAGAAAUGCAGCAUGAUAGCGUCUAGCUAACGUUAGCUGUCAAACUAUUCGUCUAGUGAAACAAACGUGGUUGAAGAUCGUUUAGUACUCAUAUUGACACUUCCAGCUCCAACGAAGGUACCCAUCCAUCAAAUAGUGACAAGCCUGUGUCUUCUCCCCAGCUGUGACAGCGAUGGAGGAGGAGGAGGUGUCUCUGAGAGUGCUGCCAAUGGACCCAGGGGACCGGGGAACCCAGAGGGUCAGACUGGGCCCAGGGCUGAUGUCCUCCCUGGGGUUGGGGCUGGGCUCUCCUGUUCUGGUGGCUCUGUCUGGAGGGUCCUGUCUCUGUACUGCCUGGCCCAGGCCUGACCUGGCUGACGGAUUCAUACAGAUAGACAUGAAAUGUUGUUCUUCAACUCUUAUCUUAAACAAAGCGACACCCACACACCUCAGCUCUAGCCCACUUCCCCCCGGCCCAUGCCUAAGUCCUAGCCUCACCCCAGUCUCCUGCCCCAAGCUGAAAGGCAUCAGAAUAACAGUGGUGGUUCAGAGUGUGGAGUUCCGGAAAACCACUCCUCCCAGUUUCAUCCAUGAACUAGUGAAGGACAUGCUGAAAGGGACAUAUGUCCACCAGAAGCACGUGAUAGAUGUGGGUGACUAUGACACGGACAUUAAACUGAUCGUCAUCGAGAGCCUGAACCCAGAGUCCACCGUGACUGGUUUGGUUACAUCUAAGACAGGGGUGGAAAUAAUGGGGACGAGGACCCUCCGGUACUACAGAGGACAGCUCCAGGAGCAGCCCCAGGUCCUGCUGGGAGGACUGGAGGAGGUGUCAGCGUGUCUGAGAGAGAUGUUGCGCCUGCCUCUGCAGUACCCUGCUACCCUGGGCUCCCUGGGUCUGUCCUGCCCCAGAGGGGUGCUCCUUGCUGGGCCGCCGGGGGUCGGAAAGACCCUGCUGGUCCGCUGCCUGGUGGGGGAGGUGGGGGCCAACCUCAUCACAGUCAGAGGACCAGAGGUAGUAGGGUCUCGGCCAGGGGAGAGUGAGGAGAGGUUGCGGGCGGUGUUUGGUCGGGCGCGGGCAGCGGCAGAGGAAGGGCCUUGUGUGUUGUUCCUGGAUGAGCUGGACUCUCUCUGUCCCAGACGGACUGGAUCCUCCGCACCCGAGAACCGGCUGGUCGCUCAACUGCUCACGCUCAUGGACGGCAUGGACCAAUCAGAUCGCUUCCUCAUUGUAGGAGCCACUAAUCAGCCGGACAGCUUGGACCCGGCGCUACGGCGGCCCGGGAGGUUCGACAGAGAGGUGGUUAUCGGUGCCCCCACAGCACAGCAGCGGUUAUCCAUCCUCUCAGUGCUGUGCAGGGCCAUGCCAGUGUGUGUCAGUGUGGACUGGGCAGAGCUGGCCCAGAGGACUACAGGGUAUGUGGGUGCUGACCUCAGUGCUCUCUGCCGUGAGGCUGCCAUGCUGGCUAUACGACACAACACACAGGGUUCAGGGGAGCAGGCUAUCACCAUGGAACACUUCCUGUCUGCCCUGAAGACUGUCCGUCCAUCCUGUCUGAGGGGCAGUCUGGGACGGACAGAUCUCCCAGCCGUCUCCUGGGAACAGAUAGGAGGCCUGGAGGAAGUCAAAGUCAAACUACAACAGAGUAUAGAGUGGCCGAUGCGUUACCCGGAGGCGUUUGUGCGUCUGGGUCUGUCCCGUCCCAGGGGGGUGUUGCUGUACGGUCCCCCAGGCUGUGCUAAGACCACCCUGGUCAGGGCUGCAGCCACCUCCUCCCACUGCUCCUUCCUGUCAGUCAGCGGGGCUGACCUCUACUCUCCAUAUGUAGGAGACUCGGAGAAGGCCCUGGCUCAGCUCUUUCGUCAGGCACGGGCCUGUGCUCCCUCCAUCCUGUUCCUGGAUGAGGUGGACUCUCUGAUUGGCUCCCGGUCAGAAGGCUAUGUCCCUCAGAGUGCCCAGACCCGCCUCCUGUCUGUGCUGCUGAAUGAGCUGGACGGGGUAGGCUUUAGGACCCUGGAGAGGAGAGGAGCAGGGAAGACCCUACAGGCUGAGAGAGUGGAGGAGCGCCACCAACAGGAACAUUUGGAGUACCAGGAGGUGUGUAACAAGGAAGUGAUGAUCGUAGCGGCCACUAACAGACCAGACUCUCUGGACAGUGCCCUCCUAAGGCCUGGAAGACUGGACCAGAUAAUCUACGUACCCCCACCUGACCUACAGGCGCGUGUGUCCAUCCUGCAGGUGUGUACAGAGAAGAUGCCUCUGGAUGAUGAUGUGUGUCUGGAGCAGCUGGCUAGACACACUGACCUCUACUCUGGAGCAGACCUGGAGAACCUGUGCAGAGAGGCGGCUCUGUUGACCCUCCAGGAUGAAGGUAUGGAAGCUUCUAGUAUCAAACACCGAUACUUCCUCCAGUCUUUACAGAGGAUGACUCCCUCUCUCUCGACCCAGCAACUACAGACAUACAAAAACCUCUUCAGAUGAAACUAUAGACCCACCCCAUCAGAUGACGCGGCGGACUUGGAAAAUAAAAAUAAUUUAGGUUCCUUUUUUGUGGGUCUGUUGGCUGUUAUGGUGAGUUGACGGUAUGUAGGCCUAAUUACAUUAGGAUGAUUGUUACUUCUGUUAUGACACCCUCCUACUGAUUGUAAUACAUCAGCACAAACAGGAUCUCCAGUCCUCCAACAGCACACACUUGUUGUAGGCGUACAAAAACACCUGAUUAAACUAAGGGCUUGAUGAUUAGAAUCAGGUGUGCUUGUCCAGGACCACAAAAAUAUUUACUGUUGGUGUAACUAGAGGACCUGAGGUCAGAAACGGCUAGUUCAUGGUCUGGCCCAGCGAGUCAAGGUCAGGAACCCCCUUCCUGAUUUUCACUCAAAUUCUGUCUUAUUGGGUAAAGGAUAAUGGCCAGUGAAAGUGAAACAUUGAAAUAUUUUGACCUCCCCACAGUUAAUGGAAUAUACAAGUGUAAACUUUAAGUCUAUUUUAGCUAGAAAAGGUACAAGUAUUUUGGCUAACAGCCGAUUUAAAAAGUUGGACAUUCAUUUUAGCCAACACAUGGCUAAGUCAAGGAAGCUUACCAGCAGCAAUACCUCUGCUCUAGUCCCCUUUAGAAGCAGAACAAACCACAACUCUUUAGGUCAGUGUUCAAAAGAAAUUUAUUUCUAAAUGUAACAGGUUCUUCACAUGUUUCCAGUCAAUGAAUCUGCCAGUUGAAGUGAGAGUGACAGACUCAGACAGGUCUCAGUCUAGUGAUAAAUUAACUCAAACAUUGAUAACCAUGAAUCAUUUAAACAAACAGCUGAUCAUGUGAUCAACAACCAGGCAAUACUGCAUCCUGAUGUUAAGGGAAUAGAAGUCUCGGUUCUAAUGCCCAUAUUAGUUUACCACUUAAAGUAUGCCAUUUGGGACGUAUCCAUACUUCAUUCUACGUAAGUAGUACACGAGUGUGGAUAUUGGAGCAGAGCCUUAGUGUUCAGGUUGAAGGAAUCAAUGUGCAAAUCACUGAGUGCUGCUGUAGAGAGCCAACCCUGACAACAGGAUAGACCAAAUGCCUUUUAAAAUGAACAUAAAAUUAAUCAAAACAAGAGCAACACAAGGCAGGUAAUGCAUAUACUGAACUGAUUUGCAGUUAAAGAAAAUGUCAUUUUAGUCUGUUCAUACCAACAUGUUGAUAAGCUUGGACAGGAAGACUGACAGUGGUUUAAGGAACCAACCAGGACCUGAAGACAAUGCCAAGUGUAUUCAUAUACACACACGAUAAAUAUUGGCAUCUCACAGCCCUCGAUGCUUAUGGAACAAUACUGCAUUUCUGAAAUGUUGACAGAAUCAAUCUGAUGAGCAAAUAAACCUGGCUGAUAUUAACUAGAAGCAGUAGUCAUGUAUUACCCUACUACAGUAUUAAACAUGAUUCAAAGUCA